AUGGCAAUUCUGACGGUGUUCGCCGCCGGCACCGCUGCCAUCCUCACGCCAGCACCGCUCGUCUCCCGCCGCGGCGUCUCCAUCGCUGCCGCCUCCGCCUCGCUGCUGCCCUCGCCGCUACCUCUCCACACGGCACUCGCCGCCCCGCCACGCACAUCCCUGACGGAUAGAAGCGGGAACUACGUGGUCGACAUACAGAAAGCGGCAGCUGGCCUCGAGGAUCCUCUCGCCGAGCCGGAGGGCGCCUUCAGCACGAUAUCUGCGGCGCUCGCUGUCGCGCCUGCUGGAUCGACGGUCCUUGUGCGGGCGGGCACGUACACUGAGCGGGUGUUCGUGACCCGUCCGGGCAUCCAGCUGCUCGCCGAGCCAGGCGCCGUCGUGGCGUGGCGGUCGGACAAACCGUACGAGGCGGCCCUGACCGUCGACUUGAGCGAGGCGGCCUCGGGCGGAAGCGUCACCAUCUCUGGGCUGACUGUGCGGCACUCCUCCCCCUCGAUCGCCCAGAAUUACGCCGUGUACGUGCCUCCGCCGUCGCGCGCCGCCUCCGCGACCAAGGUGGAGCUGCGCGACCUCGACGCCUCGUGUUCCUCGGCCCGACGGCGCGGGGCGCGGUGCGAGCUCGCAAAGAACAAGCUGAACGGCGUGCUGCUGCGGGACGGCGCCUCGCCCGCCAUCGAGGGCUCCCGCCUCGUCAACAACGGCGCGUACGGGGCCUCGCUCAUCGACUGCCGCGGGAGCCUGGCGGCGGGCAACGAGAUCCGCGGCAAUGGCAAGGGGGGUGUCAGCGGGGAGUGCGAUGACGGGGAUGACGCAGCGGUGUAG
Messenger RNA from Emiliania huxleyi CCMP1516, 822 nucleotides. RefSeq lists its product as hypothetical. The transcript has 3 exons. Lineage: Eukaryota; Haptophyta; Isochrysidales; Noelaerhabdaceae. The record is from RefSeq and is a predicted model, not a curated record. Bases 1 to 822 code for a protein of 273 amino acids.